AUGGCAUCCGCAAAGCCCCCCUUUACUCACGAAUCGGCCACCGGGAAGGUCAAGGCAGCCCAGGAUCUCUGGAACACCCGGAAUCCUGCCGUGAUCGCCAAGGCCUACACCCCUGACUCCAUCUGGCGCAACCGGGACUCCUUCCUGUCGGGAACCGAGGCCAUAGAGGCCUUCCUGGAAGCCAAAUGGGAUAAGGAGAAGUCCUACCGUCUGAGGAAGGAGCUCUUCUCCUUUACGGACAACCGCAUCGCCGUGCAGUUCUGGUACGAGUACCAGGACGCCCACGACGGGCUGAAGUGGAAGCGGUGCUACGGCCUCGAAGACUGGACCUUCAACCGGGAGGGCAAGAUGCGUAAGAGGAUGAUGUCUGGAAACGACAUCGUCCUCGGUCCCGAGGGGGACGGCACGGGCCGUUGGUUUGCGGACGGAGUUGACGUCGACGAAGUAGAGAUUACCGAAGCGCAUUGGUAG
Messenger RNA from Geosmithia morbida, 471 nucleotides. RefSeq lists its product as uncharacterized. The coding region runs from base 1 to 471 and encodes 156 amino acids. The transcript has 2 exons. The record is from RefSeq and is a predicted model, not a curated record. NCBI's taxonomy places the organism in Eukaryota, Fungi, Ascomycota, Sordariomycetes, Hypocreales, Bionectriaceae.